AUGAUGGAAACCAAUUCUAUUAUUCAAAUAAUACCCUAUGCGGUUAAUCCGAUAAGUGGAAUAGAAGAGAGAGAUGGACAGAAUGUUGAUCUAGGUGACGAUGAAUACAAAUAGGAAGCCUGCAACCCAAAAAUUAUGAUCACGACAUCUCACAACCCUUCUGCAAUUAAAAUGUUUGUAAAGGAAUUACGACAUUUUCCAAAUGCACAGCGAAUGAAUAGAGCAAAAAUAUUUAAGGCAAUUAUAAAAUUAUGCUGUUCUAACGACGUGACAGAUAUUAUAAUUGUCGAACAUCGGGGAAUACCUGAUAAUAUUGUCAUAAGCCACUUACCAAACGGCCCUACCGCUUUUAAUAUUUCUAGUGUUGUUAUGAGACAUGACGUACUUAUUGGAAAAUGAGAACAAAGUCCUCAUUUAAUCUUUCACAUAAAACUAAAUGGAGAGCGAGCAGUAAAUAUAUUAAAACAUCUUUUUCCACGCCGAAAGGGAUUCUAAGUAAAUACUUUUGCUAAUCAUGAUGACUUUAUAUCACUGCGUCAUCAUUUAUAUAAUUACAAAAAUAAAGAGUUGGAAUUAAUAAGAUUGCCUAGAUUUCCUAAAUUGUAUCAAAUAAAAUUGGGAAUAUUGGAGAAUUUCAAGCUUCGGAUACUGAAUGGUUUUGAGACUUACCUGAACACAUCAAUUAAAAAUAGAGUUUAUUCAUUAGAAAACGUUGGGAUCAGGAAGGGCCUUAAAAUUUUGGAUUAA
Bactrocera oleae (olive fruit fly) is the source of this 747-nucleotide messenger RNA. The record is from RefSeq and is a predicted model, not a curated record. NCBI's taxonomy places the organism in Eukaryota, Metazoa, Arthropoda, Insecta, Diptera, Tephritidae.